UAAUAUAUACAUAAGAAGGAAAAAAUAAAUAAAAAAACACAAAAGCAGCUUUUGUUGCCACGCGCACGGGUUAUAUGAAACACAAUACUAGUGUUUAUACAUACAUACAUACAUACAUACAUACACAUAUGUGCGUAUGUAAAUUGGCGAGGAUCAGUCUCUGCCAAAAACACUAUCUAGCAGAAAAAAAAACUAAACACUCGAGAGUGCUUUCUUUGAAGUUGAAGUUUUGCUGUUGAGCCGCAAAUAUUGCUGAAUGGAGAAAAAUUAAAAAGAAAAACGCUAACAGAACACUAACAAAUAUUAAAAUUUAUACCUUAUCCAAUACGCCUUUUAGCCAUAAUUUCAGUGAUUUGCGUGAAACGUGGUGUUAUUCCUUCACAUUGUUUCUCAUACAUAUGUACAUACACGUACAUACAUACUACGCUUUCGAGGUCUUUGGAGUUCUGUUGCUGGCACAUUGUUUAACAUUUUUUUUUUUUACAAUUUUCCAAUGAAACGGUGAUUUCCCAUGCAGAAUUAUAAUUUGCAGCACGUCAACAACAACGCUUAGUUCUCUGCGGUACGACUGCCUACACAAUACGUCUAUCGUUAACAUCUCACAGUGUACUAUAAAACACGUACGUAGUAACAACAGUUAAGUGCGGUUCAACGCAAGUCGUUUACCUUAAAACAUAAGAAGCAUACGAAACAAAUACGGUUUAUAAAAAUCUAACGUUUGGUUAAGUUUUCGUAAAAAAAAAAUUAAUAAUAAUAAUACAAUAACACAACAACAAAUAUUAAAGAAACGCUUAUUUAUAAAAGUCAAAUAAAUAAUAAAAAUAAACAAUACGAAAAGGCUUAUGUUAGGUGCCCACACUUUUGUAUACAAAUCCACAAACAUAUGUGUUAACAACACAUACAUACACAACUUAAGAUCAGCUGCGAAAGUUUUGCUGGCUGUCGCCGCAAGUGUGAAGAAGUAAAAGACGAUCGUGACUCAGAUAUUUUUCCAAAAAUCAAUUGGUGGUUAACACAUUUCCGCUUACUUUAGAAGAAAAAGUGUUGAACACAGAGUAGAGUAUACAAAAACAAAAUGGAUUACAUUGUAAAAGCGUACAAAGAUUGGAAGCUCCAUUCUCAGUUCCAUGAGAUCGUACCCGAUAUGGAUGAUGCUGAUUACAUGAUGUUUAACGAGAAGCAAUCUAUUCGAGAAUCUGCACGUUCACUCAAAAAAUACGGUAGCACUUGUUGUAAUCAUAAUUUGAGGAACAACGAAACGCUGAUACGACAUGAUGUCGAAAAGACGGACACACUGCAGGGCAUUGCACUUAAAUAUGGAUGCACGACGGAGCAGAUACGACGCGCAAAUCGUCUCUUCGCCUCGGACAGUCUUUUUUUGCGUCAGUUUUUAUUAGUGCCUGUUGAUAAAUCAUCGCCGUACUAUCCGAAAGCCGAUGAAAAUAAUCCACUAGAAAUCACUACCAACAACACUGAAUUACAAAAUAACAUAAAUGCAGAAAAUGGCGUAAACAACGUAGAUAGUGGCAGUGCGACUGGUGAUCCACUUGGCGUUUUUGCAUCACCAACCAGUAGCGUCGAUUCGGCAAAUAAUCCACGUCCAUCCAUGCUACCAACUCGUCCAUACUCAAUAGCCGGUGAAUUGUUAGUGCAAAAUAGCGAAGACGAUGUUGCGUUAAAUAAUCACAGCAAUAGUAAUAAUAAACAGAGUAAAUCGCUGGACUCUGUGGUGGCCAUGACGCCGGAGGAGGAAAAUCGGAGAUGCAUAAAUGAGUUUCUAAGCAAAAUCGAUUCGACAAUUUCCGAAUCGCGAAAAUAUGUAGAGAAAUCAAAAGAAAUGAUUACCAGCCAGAGUGAUAACGAUUUGUUUGUUACCACCGACUUCGUACAGCACAGACGUAACAAUCACUUAAAUAAUUCUUACAAAACAAAUCGGCAAAAUCAUCAAAACCACCAGCGCCACAGCUCGUCGGGCAGCACAUCGGAUACAGCACAGCUAUUGAAUACCACACAAACACGGCACGUUCAAAAGUCAUUGAAACGACUGGAAAAGCAGCAAGAUGAUUUUUUCGAAUUGUAGCACAGAAAUAAGGAACAAAAAAUUAUUUAUUUGCGACCCUUUGAAUGCCCUAUAUAUAAAUUUUAAUUUUAGUUUUAAUGAAACUUAAACUACGUGUAUGCUUUAUAAUGACGAUAACAUGUAUACAUAUAUGGCAGCAAAAAGAAAAUUCUAUUAAUAAUUGAAUAUGGAAAGGUGUAACCUCACCACUGAAGUAGAAUGAAAAUGUUUUAUACUAUAUAUAUACAGAUAAAUAGCAGCAUGAAAAACUAUUUAAAUGUUGGAAACCGUGGUGAAAUUAUUAUUUAAUAUUAAUAUAAAAUAAUGUAAUGUAAAAAGUGAAAUUUUAAAGAUUUUAAUUUUCAUUGCAAUCGAAAAUAUAUACAUACAUGUAUGCUUUACUAGUUUUGUUAUUCGACAUUGUUAAAAAAAAAAAAAUAUCUACCGUUUUCUCAAUUACUUAUGCGAGCGCAUAGCUCAAUUUUUGUUUAUGUUGCUUGUUAGGGUAAAUGCCAACCCAGCCGGGCAGAAAUUAUUAUGAGAGACGAUAGAUAAUAAAUAAAAAUAUAUGUGUGUAUUUAAUUACUAUUAUUAUUAUAAUUACACCUUAAACAUUUGUACUGCGUUAAAGAUUUGCGUAUUUUUUUUUCGAGCUAAGCAAAUUAAAUAAGUUAAACUUUUUAAAGUGCGUAUGUAUUUGUGUAUGCAAUCAACUGACAUAUAAUGUAUAAAGUAUAUUUAUGAAUUAUCCACUUCCAUUUAGCCUUUUAUAUUUAAAUAUUCGUUUAUAUACGUAUAUGUUUGCAUAUAUUUUUUAUUUUAUUAUUAUUAUUUUUUUUUAGCCUUUAGCUUUAAUUGGAGUUCUAAACUUUUUUGUAAUUAUUAUUUUCCGUUUAUUUACUGCAUUGGAGCGGAUGAGUAUUAUGUAUAAUAUUAUUAAAUUUUAUUUUGAAAAACAAAAAAGCGAAAUCAAAAAUCAAUUGUCUUUUCAUUUCUUUAAUUCGUGGAACUUUCUCUUAAUCUGACACCCUAGAACUUACAUUUUAUACUGGUAAAAUUAAUAUUCAACCAGAGUAGGACAGCAAUGAUCUCUAUGCGCACAUGUUUCAAAUGCAAUUUCCACGAUUGGUUGACCAAUCACAUGUUAAAAAAAAAAUAUAAUAUAGGGAAGCGCUGCACUUGGAAAAAUCAUAUGGCAUAUUGUAUUUUAAACAGUUAGUUAAAGUUAGUAAGCCACGGUGCGGUUUUCCGCUAGUAUAAUCAGAUAACUUUUUCAUUACGUUUUUUUUUCAUUUCGUAAUAUUCGUAUAUAUGUGUAUACGAAGUCUACAAACGUACCUAAACUUACUGCAUUGUCUGCGAAUGCAAAUAUGGGAAUAUGAAGUGCUGCAAAUAAAAGCGCAUUGGUAUGUGUUUUUCGGGGAAAAUUAAAAAAAAGUGUUUAUAAAGAAAACAUUUCCAAUCAAAUCCUAUUAAUGAAAUAGCAAAACUGUAUCAGAAAUGGGUUAAAGUUUCAAUUACAAAAA
Messenger RNA from Ceratitis capitata (Mediterranean fruit fly), 3585 nucleotides. RefSeq names its product lysM and putative peptidoglycan-binding domain-containing protein 1 (gene red). The coding region runs from base 1076 to 2080 and encodes 334 amino acids. The transcript has 4 exons. NCBI's taxonomy places the organism in Eukaryota, Metazoa, Arthropoda, Insecta, Diptera, Tephritidae. The record is from RefSeq and is a predicted model, not a curated record.